Molecule: messenger RNA, 993 nt
Organism: Cladophialophora psammophila CBS 110553
Lineage: Eukaryota; Fungi; Ascomycota; Eurotiomycetes; Chaetothyriales; Herpotrichiellaceae
Exons: 2
Coding region: 1-993 (330 amino acids)
Biological process (GO): L-valine catabolic process
Cellular component (GO): mitochondrion
Molecular function (GO): NAD binding; 3-hydroxyisobutyrate dehydrogenase activity; NADP binding
Source: RefSeq, a predicted model, not a curated record
AUGGGCUCUUAUUCGGAACCACAAUUACCCGCCAAUAUUGGCUUCAUUGGACUUGGAAACAUGGGCUUUCCGAUGUUUUCGAACUUGGUUAGUAAGCUGCCGGAAACGUCGACAGUACACUUCUACGAUGUCAACCCGGAAUCGAUGGAGAGAGGAUUAAAGGAGUCAGGUGCGGUGGCCAAGCUGGAUCCUUGUGGCAGCUCGAGAGAGGUCGCCGAGAAGAGCGACGUGCUUAUGUCAAUGGUACCAGAGGGCAAACAUGUUCGUGCCGUCUACCUGGACCCCGAAAACGGCGUGCUGGCCGCUAAAGAUCUAAGUGGCAAAAUCCUCAUCGACAGCAGCACCAUCGACACGGCCACAUCACUCGAGGUCGGCGAGGAAACGCGGAAACAGCACCCAAGAGCCAACUUUUUCGACGCCCCGGUCUCCGGAGGCACCGCCGGUGCGAAGAAAGGUUCCAUUACGUUCAUGAUUGGUUCUACCAAGUCAGAUCCUCAUCUACCGUUGCUCAAAACCCUGAUGUCACUCAUGGGCCACAACAUCUACACGUGCGGUGGCCCGUCUCUAGGCCUGACCGCGAAGUUCUGCAACAACUACCUGAGCUCCUCAAUCACGCUCUUGAAUGCAGAGAUGUUCAACUUCGCCAUCAAAUCGGGCAUGGACCCCAGGACGCUGCAGGAAAUUCUCAAGACCACGACGGGCUGUAACCGCAAUGCCCAAUGGGCGAAUCCGGUUCCGGGGCUGAGUCCCGACGCGCCAUCGUCCAGAGGCUACAAGCCGGGCUUCAAGAUCGAGUAUGUCAAGAAGGAUAUUGGAUUGGCCAUAGCUGCGUGUGAAAGGGUCGGGGCGAAGCUUUGUGUUGGUCCCACGACUUGGAACACGUACGUCGAGGCAGGCAAAGACCCCCGCUGUGCUGGCAUGGACUCCAAGGUCAUCUAUCGGUUCAUCGGUGGCGACGAAGAGUGGCAGGAUAAGUUUGCGAAGGACGAGUGA